Messenger RNA from Ectocarpus sp. CCAP 1310/34, 1359 nucleotides. NCBI's taxonomy places the organism in Eukaryota, Phaeophyceae, Ectocarpales, Ectocarpaceae. The record is from the annotation of a GenBank genome assembly.
AUGGAAGACAAACAACUCAGCGUCCGGUUUAGCGGUUCGGUCGACAGCGGCCCACGCAUCAGCAGCAGUAGCGACGACGAUGGCGAGAGCGAAUGGGAGGCGUUUGAUGCCGCUUUCCGAGGCAAAACGGCGUCAAUGACAGAACCUGCGUCAACGCCAACGCCAGCACGAGUGACCUUGGCGCGCCGGCCUUUCAAGGAAAAUCAGAGAGCAGCCAGCGGAAGAGCGAGGACACACCGUACCAACAGUGCUGCAAGUAGCUCUGCAGAAGACAUGCGCCUUUUGGCACCAACGAGGGCAGGCUUUCACGGAAGGAGCUCUUCUUCAGCAGAGCAGCUUGCACCUGGCUAUGACGGCGAAAGCGAUCAUAUUGGUACCAGUCAGAGACCUCAUCGCCACCACCAGGUGGUCGGAAGUACAACUAGCCACUUGCACGAGAACGACUUCAACAACAAGCAUCGCACUAACCACCAAACCGGGGCCGUUCUACAAUCCGCACGGCGUCUCCCGCUCUACAACCACAAUGAUUAUGCGCAAGCAACCUCGAGCAGCAGCUCUCCGUCCGUUCUAAAUGAUACGUCACGUGCUUUUGCGUGGUCCGUGCUCUUGCACGGCUGUCUCUGCGAAGCCCCGCUCGCCGUGCUCGAGGGCCUCGCCCGAGGCCCGCUGUACCUCGUCGCCUCGGCGUGGGUCGCGCUCGUCGCCUCCGUUGGCGCAUCCGGGCACGCCCACCACCACCGCGCCGGGCUCCGGAAGCACGCCGCCGCGCUGGCGCGAGAGGGGCUUCUCCUCCUCGCGGCAUCACUCACCCUGGCCGUGCCGUUCGCGACAAGCUUCACGGUCUACGGCGAGGUUGUUGCAGGCAGGGCUUUGGACGAGGAGGAGGCGUCGUGGGACGUCCGGCCGGUCCCGACGGUGCUCGGCGCGGUCGACCCCCUACGGUUCUGCGUAUUCGCCUUCGGGCAGGCAGGGGAGCUCGCGGCCAACGGCCGGCCGGAGCCCUUGCAGCAACCGUUUUCUGAGCUUACCGGUGGUGGUCACAGCCUGCGCACUUCCAGUCCGGGUGUUUGCGCGGAGGGUUUCAGGCCGACCAACUACGACGACGGCGGCAGCGGCGGCGGCGGCAGGUCGAACAAGCCGCCUUCCAUACGUUACGUUGGAGCCAUCGCGGCGCAAUCGAUGGACGCCGAUCGGAUGGGAGUGGGGAUGCUACAUCCCCCCGAGGAGCUCAAGCUAAGGCUCCGCCAGGCGGCCGCCCACGGGAAACGGGCCGUCGUGUCGGCCUACCGGCGUCUCGCGAACAGCGCGGCAGCGACCUAUCAUCGGCGACUUCCGACGUUUAGCAGCAACGCUGUGUAG